UUUACGGAAGAGAGGAAGCAAGCGUGGUGGAGAUGUUGACUAUUGCCGGCUCCGCGAUUCAAAGACUAGAUCAGUUUUUACACAAACAGCAUGUGCUAUUUAGUGCAAUCUGUGUCCUGUCACUUGUCGGACAGUGCAUGGGCAUUGGAGAAGUUAUUUGGGCCGUCAACUGCGGCGGUAGCAGCCACACUGACGUCCAAGGCAUUCGUUACCAGGCAGAUCCACUGAAAAUCGGCCAGGCUUCUGAUUAUGGCAAAAGUCUUCUGAUCCAACGAGUGGUACCACAGGACCAAAUAUUGUAUCAGACUGAACGCUAUCACAUGUCCACGUUUGGCUACGAUGUUCCACUUUCAAAAGACGGAGACUAUAGUAUUGUUUUGAAGUUUUCCGAAGUGUGGUUUACGGCGCCCAACAGGAAGGUUUUUGAUGUUGUUUUAAAUGGCGAGCACACCAUCGUGAGCGAGCUGGACAUAUACAGUCGAGUGGGCCGAGGCGUUGCACAUGAUGAGAUCGUUCCAUUCUCUGUCAAAGGGGGCAAACUACGUGUUAACGGGGAGACGUCGCAGAUUGAUGGAAAGUUAACAGUUGAGUUUAUCAAGGGAGAUUAUGACAACCCCAAAGUGAAUGCUAUCUAUGUGAUGAAAGGAACUUUAGAUGAUGUACCAAAGUUACCUGCCCUUCCUGGUGACUCUUCAAGGGAAGAGGUGGAGGAGGAAGAAGAGGAGGAAGUGGUGCCAGGAAAAACCCCAAAGUCUCGUCGCCCUUCAGGACCAAAAGUCAAAGACCCGUAUGCAGCAGACGACACUAGUACCAUGUUAUUACCUGUCUUUGUCGCGAUAGGAGCCUUCAUUCCACUGCUAUUUUGUUUAUGUAAAUUGUAGAAAUAAAUGUUGAUUUAUUUUGGAGAUCAA
Messenger RNA from Haliotis rubra (blacklip abalone), 911 nucleotides. RefSeq names its product malectin-B-like. Lineage: Eukaryota; Metazoa; Mollusca; Gastropoda; Lepetellida; Haliotidae. The record is from RefSeq and is a predicted model, not a curated record. Gene Ontology annotation, cellular component: membrane. The coding region runs from base 33 to 881 and encodes 282 amino acids. Gene Ontology annotation, molecular function: carbohydrate binding. The transcript has 4 exons.